GUGAAUAAGUGACGACGUAAAUGUGUAGUAAAAUUUCUGUUCCAAUAUAAAAAAUCAUUUUGCAGUUAUUUGUAAUUUAAAAUAAUGGAUAAAACCUUGAACUGGUUCGAAAAGUUGGAUGAUAUACUUGCGUGUCCUGUAUGUUUGGAAAUUCCUACGUCACACAUUUUACAAUGUCAACGUGGGCAUCAUAUAUGUUACUUUUGCUGCACAAAGCUGUCAUUGUGUCCAUUAUGCAAGGCAAAUUUUACUGAACUCCGACCUUUAACUUUAGAGAAUGUAUUUCUAGUAAGUAAAGUAGUAGAGAUGGAAGUAGAUAUUUGUAAGUAUAGAAAAAUAAUUGAGAAAGAGUAUGAAGAUGUUUCUACUCAAACGGAUUUUGUAGUAUCUAGUUCCUGUACACAAACAGAUGAAAACUCAUGUACAAGCUUGGUACAGCUGCAUGAAAGUAUACAAACUGUAAAUUCUGCUAUUUCAUAUCCAUGCCUAAUUGGUUCAUGCAUACUUCAACUGCCAUAUGAACUAUUGAUAAGGCAUCUAAGGGAAUGUCACAAAGAUAUCUUUUAUGAGGUUGAUAAAUGGAGUGUAAUAUUUUCUGAGAAAUGGAUUGUAGAUACCACAACAUUGCCAAGAACUUAUGAGUUUGCAUUUUUUAUAUGUAACAUGGGCUUGUUUUUCUUUAAUGCUAUGAUUCAUGAUAAUGGAAGACUGGUAGUAAAUAUACAAUAUGUAGAUAAGGAUCCCUUAAAAAAGUUGUUCGAAUAUGAGCUCGCACUUAAAAAUGGAAAUUACUACUUACGACGGUUUGCAAUGGUAACAUCAUAUAAACAAAGCAAAGAAAUGCUUUCUCUAUACAGUCUUCACAUGCAUGAAACAGAAAUGUCUGAAAUGAUAAGGGACAACUCAUUUGAAUGCAUAUUAACCAUAAAACCGCGUAAAUUUUAUCGUCGUACUAGAAUUUAA
This is a messenger RNA of Habropoda laboriosa, 963 nucleotides long. Its product is annotated as putative E3 ubiquitin-protein ligase SINA-like 6. The transcript has 5 exons. NCBI's taxonomy places the organism in Eukaryota, Metazoa, Arthropoda, Insecta, Hymenoptera, Apidae. The coding region runs from base 85 to 963 and encodes 292 amino acids. Gene Ontology annotation, molecular function: ubiquitin protein ligase activity. The record is from RefSeq and is a predicted model, not a curated record. Gene Ontology annotation, cellular component: cytoplasm.